AUGUCACCACCUUCCUCCUCCUCAUAUUCACUCUUCCUUUACUCUCUUUCCAAACCCCACAUUCCUUUACUCCACUUCACUUUCAACCAUGGCAGAACCCCACCAACAACACCAAACUGCGAAGGGAAGGGAAACUCUCCCACUUCCAAUGUUUGCCGCCCUCAUCCUCACCGCCACUGUGGUAGGCCUCACCGUCCUCACUCCACUCUUCGUUCUCUUCAGCCCAGUGUUGCUCCCCGCCGCCCUAGUCAUCUCUCUAACUAUCGCCCGCCUUCGGCAUUACCUCACUCUCUUCCUUUGCAUGGCUGGCCAUGUUUCUCCGCCCCAUACGCUGGCCCGAACGUGUUCACCCUGAUAAGGCGCCGGCGGUAG
Molecule: messenger RNA, 372 nt
Organism: Sphenostylis stenocarpa
Lineage: Eukaryota; Viridiplantae; Streptophyta; Magnoliopsida; Fabales; Fabaceae
Source: the annotation of a GenBank genome assembly